UUACCAUCUUAGUAAGUUUAUUUUAUCAGUGCUUAACGGCUCAACCGCUUAUUUAUUUUCUACCAAGCAUAUAUGUGUACAAGUGUAUAUACAUUGUACAAUUUUUUAGAAAGAAAAUGUCGAUUGGCGUUCCCAUUAAAGUGCUUCACGAGGCUGAGGGUCACAUUGUUACCCUUGAAACAAACACCGGCGAAGUGUAUCGAGGAAAAUUAAUAGAAGCGGAAGACAAUAUGAAUUGCCAGAUGCAAAAUAUUUCAGUGACGUAUCGCGACGGUCAUACGGCUCAGCUGGAAAAUGUAUAUAUUCGCGGCUCCAAAAUUAGAUUUCUUAUUUUGCCUGAUAUGUUAAAAAAUGCGCCGAUGUUUAAACGACCAGGCGGCAAAGGAUCCGGCACUGCAGGAAGAGGAAAGUCUGCUAUACUACGUGCCCAAGCUCGAGGCAGAGGUAGAGGACAGAAUCAACGAGGUAAAGGUACUGGUUCAGCACCUUGGCUAAAUCAAAAUCAACCAGGAGGAUCUCAGUCUGGAAGAGGCAGAUAAAUAAGUUAUAUUUAAGUAAAUUAAAAAAAGUGAGGUUUCAUCCAAAAAAUGAGUGACUUUUUUAUAUAGUCUCUAUCUCUUUCUAAAUAAAUCUGUUUCCAAAAUAA
Pseudomyrmex gracilis is the source of this 646-nucleotide messenger RNA. RefSeq names its product small nuclear ribonucleoprotein Sm D3 (gene SmD3). Bases 117 to 539 code for a protein of 140 amino acids. Lineage: Eukaryota; Metazoa; Arthropoda; Insecta; Hymenoptera; Formicidae. The record is from RefSeq and is a predicted model, not a curated record. The transcript is spliced from 3 exons. Gene Ontology annotation, cellular component: commitment complex; U1 snRNP; U12-type spliceosomal complex. Gene Ontology annotation, biological process: RNA processing; spliceosomal snRNP assembly. Gene Ontology annotation, molecular function: RNA binding.